This is a messenger RNA of Prorocentrum cordatum, 4000 nucleotides long. Lineage: Eukaryota; Dinophyceae; Prorocentrales; Prorocentraceae. The record is from the annotation of a GenBank genome assembly.
AGCCAUUUCGGCUCAAGCUCCACGGGCCUCCUCGUGGGGCUCUCGUCCAACCUCGGGUUCAAACACCCCUGGUCAACGCAGGGUAGGGCCCUUUUUAACCCUAGUACUUUCAUGCAAUCUUUGCUGCGCACAGGACACCAUAUCUGUGUUCAGCCCCCCCUCGCACGCAACAGGAUGUCCAAUCAAUGGACUGCGACUUGUUUGACCCCUGGAUGCCCAGGAUGGGUAUGGCGUGCAAGGGGCAUCGAGCAGUGUGGAUAUUGCGGAGGAUCUUUUGACGAAGUACCAGUUCGACGCCCAUGGCAGCGUCAUCCCGGCACCGAUUACCGCUUCUCAAAAGGUAAGGGGAAGAAACUCUUCAAGGGCAAGGGCAAGGAUACAGUAGUUAAACCUCGUGGGCCAUCUUGGGGCGUAGAUAGCCCAGUCCCCUGUGCAAGCCACAACGGAUUUCUGCCGAAUAGUUGGGUCCAUAACGGCACUACCCGGAACAAUUCGCCACAUAAAGAUAAGCAAAGUCAGCAUUUCGCUCUAUCCUGGAACCUCACCAAGAAGGACCCUAUAUCCCUGGCCAGAAAGAUUGUGAGCACUUUAAGCUCUACUACGGUGAGGACCACCCUAGUACCCAGAGGGCCCUACUAACUCUCCGGGAAGCAAGAGAGUCAGUCUUCGAGGCCAAGCCGACAUCCCAGCAAGUAAGGAGUCUUACCGAUCAUAUUGCUUCCCACCAAGCUCGUCUAGGCAAGAUGGUAAACAAGUACCAGCUGCUCGCUCAGCAAAUCCAGGUGCUCGACGUCCAGCACCGAAGCAUGGGCGAUGCAAUUUCUCAGAUGUCAGUGGGGCUAAGUAAUAUAGAAGCCAAGAAGCAAAAACUGGAGGUAAAGGUAGCAGCCCAAUCCUUCCAAGUAUCAGAAGGGAUGACGCCACAGGCCAAUGUUGAUACACAGGUUGCGAACUUCGCAUGCACAUCACAUCCAUGUUCCCUAGUUUACAGGCUAACGCUGUGAACUUGGACGCUGCUCUACAACAGCUAUCAGGCGUCAUGCAGGACAGCAUCAUCAUGCAGCAAGAGAGCCAGGAGCUGGAUAAUGCAGCGGCAGCUGAACAUGCAGAGCAAGCAGCACCCGCAGCUGGCGCAGGUUUCCAGCCAGUCCAUGAAGGGGGAGGAGCAGUAGCAGCAGGGGCUCCACCAGCUAUCGAGGUCAACGCGGGUACGACAGAAGAAGAUAAUUGCAUAGACGGCCCUAGGCACGGUGAUGUUGUAGAUCAGCGCACACAGAAGAUCUUACAGCAUAUUGGCAGGAAGAGACUAGAAGCUAUAUCGCAACAUGCAUCUGCAACCACGGGGUGCCCUGGACACAUUCCUGUCAGAGGUCUAGGAGGCGAUCGAGCAGGAGAUGGUGUUGUCUUGGACCUCCCACGCCAAAUCUUGGAAUUACUGGGUGCGUCUGGCAAUGGGCCUGGGGACGGGGCGGGCUCGCAGGUGGAGUGACAUCAGAGUCCAGCGAAGGCCCGUCGGCACGGGGGGUGAUCUAAAGGAAUCAACACGGCCCACGCAGCUUCUAGAGAAAGAAGGCCGUUGCCUAAAAUCUAUAUCCGUUCAAAGAAGGCGCCGCAGGAAGCAUUUCAAGGCCCGGAAGGCAGCUGGAGGUCUCUCCUGGACAUCGCUCCCCGCGACAUCCCUCAGGCAACGAAAACCUUUCAAAUGAGACGGCGCAGACAUGGGGCACCACUACUCACUCUUAGACAUGGAGCAAUUCAGUUGCGUAGCCAAGCUGUUCAGCAUCAUUAAAGAGAUUGGGAUCAUGCCGCCCCUAUCCGUGCAAUUCGCACGAAGCUAAUUCCCAGACGCAUGCCAGAUCAGGUAGGCUUGAGCUUAGCUUUUGAGGGAUCGGUUUACUUCCCAGUCAAUAUCGUGUUUAUGCCAGGAUAAGGCAAGACGUCUCGCGGACUGGGGAAGGAGCGCGCCUCAGCAAGAUGAUGGGCCACCAAGCUGUCCGCUCCAUCUUGGAAAUCGUGUUCAUUCAAGGGUUACGGGCUGAAUCUGCAGCCCUAGAGUCCGUGCAUGUGCAUGCGGGGUGCCUCCUGUGGGGUUUGAGCAAGUAUUGCGAACUCGUGAACCAUCAUCUCCUAUGGGACCGUGCAGAGCAGCAGGAACAUCCAUUAGCAGUCUUGGCUAUAGUACUGUACCAAUGCUCGGGGCGUAGUUUUUGGGGGUAUUCAGGCACAUGCGUUAACUGAUCCUUUCCAAGAACUGGCAUGGCCGCAGGGUGCUCUUGCGCAAGGUACCUUAUCCAGGUAUUCUCGUUACCGCCGCCGAGGGCCUGGAGCUCCAACAACCCUGAGAUAGACCUCACCAUGUUCAUCGACGAUUUCCUUGUGAUGUACUCGCGCGUUUGCUUACGGACUCUGGUCAACAGGCUUACUCGUGCAGUUGCUAGCCUUGCUCAUCUCAUAAUAUGGGCAAUGAAACGUAGCAUCGCGUUGCACAAAUCUGUAAUUGUGGCCGGCUCCCCCGUGUUCAAAGCAAUUUCGAUGGGCAGUUCAGGGAAAUACGCAGGAAUCCUUCGGAAAGCAUCACCAAGCCCGCGUGGUGGUGGGAGACAUGGACGACGACCAGGGCUCCGCCCGGCUCCGCGUACGUGCUCGACGGGGCCACCGGCGAGAGGCUGCUGAAGCUUGUGGCGAGUGAUGGGACUGCUUACGACAGUUUCGGUUCCUCGGUGGCCGUGAGCUCCGACGGGGCCCGCGUGGUGGUGGGGAGCAAAUUUGACGACGACCAGGGCACCGAUUCUGGCUCCGCGUACGUGCUCGACGGGGCCACCGGCGAGAGGCUGCUGAAGCUUGUGGCGAGUGAUGGGGCCGAUUACGACUACUUCGGUUCCUCGGUGGCCGUGAGCUCCGACGGGGCCCGCGUGGUGGUGGGGGCCUAUGCUGACGACGACCAGGGCACCAAGCCCGGCUCCGCGUACGUGCUCGACGGGGCCACCGGCGAGAGGCUGCUGAAGCUUGUGGCGAGUGAUGGGACUGCUUACGACAGUUUCGGUUCCUCGGUGGCCGUGAGCUCCGACGGGGCCCGCGUGGUGGUGGGGAGCAAAUUUGACGACGACCAGGGCACCGAUUCUGGCUCCGCGUACGUGCUCGACGGGGCCACCGGCGAGAGGCUGCUGAAGCUUGUGGCGAGUGAUGGGGCCGCCUCCGACUACUUCGGUUCCUCGGUGGCCGUGAGCUCCGACGGGGCCCGCGUGGUGGUGGGGGCCUAUGUGACGACGACCAGGGCACAGAUUCAGGCUCCGCGUACGUGUUCGGUGAGGCAACAACUGAGACGACCACCGCGACGACCACCAAGACGGCCACGACGACCACCGAUACGGGCACGAGUUCCGCGACGUCAAGCACUACUACCAUCAUCAAGACAACCACCGAGACAACAACUGAGACGACCACCGCGACGACCACCAAGACGGCCACGAUGACCACCGAUACGGGCACGAGUUCGGACACGUCAAGCACCACAGCCACCACCGAGCCAUGGGGAUUAAUUGCAGUCUUCGCUGGUGCCUUGAUCUUGUUCUUGGUCGCGCUGGGCUGCCUGGUGAAGCGCGGCAUUGACAACGCGGAAGUUGAGGACAACGAGUACAACGAGUCGGAGCAGGUCGUGGAGAUCUAGCACGACACGGAGCCUGAGGCCUUCUUAGAAUCUCCCUCCCUCCUCCUCGCUCCCUGUCGCGCCGCGCAGCUAUCCCUCGCAAUACGCUGGAGCAAAGCACAGUUUUUUUGCCUCUUGGGGCCCGGAGCAGGAGUCGGAGCAGGACGCGGAGAUCGAUGAGCACGAGUCGGCGCACCGUAUUUAGCACGACGCGGAGCCUGUAUCAUCAGGCUACUCUGCAGAGCAACACUACGCCAACUCACCUUUGGCUUCGAGAAGCCACGUUUUUCCCCAACCAUCCAAGCGCUCUCACAUGGCGCUCUAUUUCUCUCUCUCUCUCUCUUUUUUUCGGGG